AUGAAUCGCAACCACGAUGAGCAUGACUACGAUGAGCUCACAGUUGUGCCAUCACGAGUCUUGCGCAAGGUCGACUGGCGCCUAAUUCCCCUCUUGUUUACCACCUAUAUGCUCAGUUUCAUGGACAAGACCAUCCUGUCCAGCGCCUCCGUCUUUGGCUUGAUCGAGGAUACGCAUCUGGUCGGGCAGCAGUAUAGCUGGGUGUCCAGUAUUUUCUACUUUGGAUACCUUGUCUGGCAAUGGCCCACGAACUUUCUCAUCCCUCGCGUCCCGGUGGCCAAAUACCUGGCCAUCAACACUCUCCUUUGGGGCGCCGUGGUCUCCCUGACAGCUGCUUGUGUCAAUUAUGAAGGCCUACUCGCAGUCCGGUUCUUGUUAGGUGUUGCAGAGGCAACAAUCACACCGGCCUUCAUGUUCAUCACUACGACGUGGUACACCCGCGACGAGAUCCCCGUUAGGACCAGUAUCUGGUUCUCGGGUAAUUCCAUGGGGGGACUGGUUGGAAAUGUUCUUGCGUAUGGUAUUGGCCAUAUAGAGCACCCUCUCCGUCCUUGGAUGUGGAUGUACAUCAUCCUUGGCCUUGCCACCUUCGUAUGGGGCUUUGCCAUUCUCGCAUUCCUCCCGGACACGAUUUCCAGUGCACCUUUCUUGACGGAGAAAGAAAGGGCAUUCGUCUCUCGUCGCGCCGUUACAGCUGGAACAGGCCAGACAGAGACAACCGAGUGGGAUUCCGACCAAGCAAUAGAAUGCUUCCGCGAUCCAAAAACAUGGCAUCUUCUAGCAAUUGUUGUCCUGACCCAGAUACCCAAUGGGGGAAUUCAGAACUUCGCAAACCUCGUCAUCAAAUCCUUUGGCUUCACAGCGCUGGAAUCCACCUUGAUCCAUAUCCCACUUAGUUUCACCGCCAGUGCAGCGAUUGUUCUCACGGGAUGGCUCGCAGGACGAGCCCGCAAUCUCAACUGCAUCCUCAUCGUAUGCGUCUUAGCAUGUUGCGGCACCGGUAGUAUCCUAGUCUAUGCUCGCGUCUACCACGUUUCACAGGGCAUCCAGCUUAUAGGAUUUUUCCUCCUGGCUACAGGCCCCGCCGCGUUCCCGUUAACGAUGUCCCUAGCCCAGACCAACUACAAGGGCGUCACCAAGAAAAUGACCAUGACGGGUUCGAUGUUCAUCGCAUACUGUGUAGGGAAUAUCGCAGGACCUCACCUGUUCGAUGCCAAUGAGGCGCCAGGCUACGAAUCUUCGUUCCGGGGAAUCCUCAUCUGCGAUGCACUUGCAGCGGCGCUGUCGCUUUCUCUCUACGUUUACCUGCGAAGUCUCAACGCUCGACGGGAUCACCAUGAAAAUACACAGGAGAAUCCCGAUUUGUCAGAUCCAAACCAGCCAGGCAUCCAUCGGAGCACCGAAACAUCUCCUCUCAUCCCGUCUACCAUCUCAAUGGUGGAUGGUGACGCGACCGACUGGAACACCCCUGGGUUCCGCUACCGCCUGUAGAUAGAACCAGGAAAACUAGAAGUAGGGCUACAUAUGAUAAUGAUAAUGGUAAUCUAACAGCCGAUACAAGAGCCGCGUCCCGGCGAUCCCGGCAGAUCCCAAGUUGAGCCCAAUAAAUGC
This is a messenger RNA of Aspergillus versicolor CBS 583.65, 1611 nucleotides long. RefSeq lists its product as uncharacterized. The record is from RefSeq and is a predicted model, not a curated record. The transcript has 3 exons. The coding region runs from base 1 to 1491 and encodes 496 amino acids. Gene Ontology annotation, molecular function: allantoate transmembrane transporter activity; dipeptide transmembrane transporter activity. Gene Ontology annotation, biological process: allantoate transport; transmembrane transport; tripeptide transport. NCBI's taxonomy places the organism in Eukaryota, Fungi, Ascomycota, Eurotiomycetes, Eurotiales, Aspergillaceae. Gene Ontology annotation, cellular component: plasma membrane.